CGUGUGCACGUGCCGUAACAGCGCCAAAGGCAAUACACAAACUAGUACGAGCCACAGAGAGAGAGAGAGAUCACUGCGAGGCAGCCGCCGGAGAAAUCAAUCCAAUUACAAUACCCGAUACAUCACCUUAUCCAAGGCCUUUUGAGAUGGGGAAAGAUAGCCAGGCGUCGUCGGCUAUGGAAAUCGACGACCUCAAGUCAAAUAGCUCCGAUCAGAUCGCCCCUAAAUUCUCCAUUAACGUGUUGCAGCUCUUGAAAUCUGCUCAGAUGCAGCAUGGUUUGCGCCACGGCGAUUACACUCGCUAUCGGAGGUAUUGCACUGCUCGGUUGAGGAGGUUGUAUAAGUCAUUGAAGUUCACUCAUGGCCGUGGUAAAUACACCCGCAGAGCCAUAACUGAAUCUACUGUCACUGAAGUGAGGUUUCUUCAUGUUGUUCUUUAUACGGCGGAGAGAGCUUGGAGCCAUGCCAUGGAAAAAAGACAGGUUCUGGAUGGUCCAAAUGCUCGUCAACGGAUCUAUCUAAUUGGUAGGCUGAGGAAGGCGGUAAAAUGGGCUACUCUCUUUGCACAGUUGUGUGCAAUCAAAGGAGAUUCCAGAACUUCUUUAGAAGCUGAGGCUUAUGCCUCCUUUAUGAAAGGGAGCUUGCUGUUUGAACAAGAUCAAAAUUGGGACACAGCAUUAAUGAAUUUCAAAAGUGCCAGGGCUGUUUAUGAGGAACUUGCGAAAUAUGGAGACCUGGAGAGUCAAGUUUUGUGCCGUGAGCGUGUUGAAGAAUUAGAACCUAGUAUUCGAUACUGCCUGCACAAGGUUGGAGAGUCAAAUCUACAAGCCUCCGAACUUCUACAAAUUGGUGAGAUGGAAGGACCUGCUCUUGACCUCUUCAAGGCUAAGUUGGAGGCUGUUAUGGCUGAGGCAAGAUCUCAACAGGCUGCCUCCAUGACAGAGUUUCAUUGGCUUGGUCAUAGAUUUCCAAUAUCGAAUCCAAAAACUCGAGUUUCCAUUUUAAAAGCUCAAGAAUUGGAGAAAGAUGUACUUGGUUCAUCAGCUAAUUCACUCCCACCAGAGAAAAAACUAGGCAUUUUUGACAAAAUCUUUACUGCAUACCAUGAGGCAAGGAGCUGCAUUCGCAAUGACUUGGCCAGUGCAGGUAAUUCUGAAAAUGUAAAGGAUGACCUUAAUGGCCUCGACAAAGCUGUUAGUGCUGUUUUAGGACAACGAACUAUUGAGCGCAACCAACUGUUAGUUAACAAUGCAAAGAGUAAACUCACCAAACGACGUGAUGACAAAAACGAGAAAGCUACUAAGCCUGAAGAGCUCGUUCGGUUAUAUGAUCUCUUAUUACAGAAUACAUCCGAUCUUUCAGAUUUAGUCAGUUCUGGAAGGGAUAGAAAACCCGAAGAAGUAGCAUUCACGGAAGAUUGUGAACUUAAAAGUUUGGCUUUCCGAGCAGAAAGGUGUUUCUUUUUGGGAAGAUCAUACAGCUUGGCUGGUAAGAGGGUAGAAGCAUAUGCAUUGUACUGCCAUGCCCGCUCUCUUGCCGAGACUGCCCUACAGAAAUUCCAAGCUGUGAAUAAUGGUGAUCAGAUGAUCAUCGAAGAGUUGAAGAUAUUGUAUGAUGAAUGCAGAUCUAACAGUUGUAUAGAGCAUGCCACCGGGAUCAUGGAGGAGCUGAAGGCUCCUGAGAAUCUUUCAAAAAAGAUAUCCAGUAUCAAUUUAACUGGCGUUGAUAAGAAGGUGGAGAAAUUCCUCCUUGAGAAACUCGAUGUCUAUGAGUCUGCAGUUGGUGAAUCCAAUGUGAAAAGUGCUCCGCGGAUUGAAGCUUUCCCUCCUUCGUUUCAAUCAAUAACUCGCAAUCCCAUUGUUCUGGACCUUGCCUAUAACCACAUUGAUUUCCCAUCUCUUCAACAUAGGAUGAGGAAAGACAAAAGUGGCUUCCUUAGUAGGUUUUGGGGAUGAGUUCUACACAGUAGGUUCAUUUUAUACGCUGAAGAAUUUGAGGAUUUUACUGUUAAUUGUACUCUGUCCUUGGCCUCAUAGAAGCCAAUUUUGAAAUUAGAAAAAAGGGAAUAUGGAGAUGCAACUUUUAUUUUUGAUGUGGAAUGAUAGAAAAUAUUAACAGAACUUGAAAUUUCAGAGUGGAAAUUGUUGCGGUUAUUCUCA
Molecule: messenger RNA, 2159 nt
Organism: Prunus dulcis (almond)
Lineage: Eukaryota; Viridiplantae; Streptophyta; Magnoliopsida; Rosales; Rosaceae
Product: signal recognition particle subunit SRP68
Exons: 14
Coding region: 147-1955 (602 amino acids)
Biological process (GO): SRP-dependent cotranslational protein targeting to membrane
Cellular component (GO): signal recognition particle, endoplasmic reticulum targeting
Molecular function (GO): signal recognition particle binding; 7S RNA binding; endoplasmic reticulum signal sequence receptor activity
Source: RefSeq, a predicted model, not a curated record